AUGAAAAAUUGUUUAUCAACCAACUUUAACUCCUCAUCUUUUAGUCAUCCUCAAUUAACUAUUUACCUAUAAUCGUAAAACCCUAUGCAUGUCACUAUUUCUUAAGCAUCUUCGCUUAAUAAAAUAAUUAAGUUAGUAGCUGGAAUGAAGACGUCAUAAAAAAUUAGGGUUUUUGAUCACUAAUGCUAAGAAAUUUUUGAGGAAGAUUUACAAUAUUUGAAACAGAAUGGUAAACUAUUUGUGACAACAAAUGGUAAGAAACUGGAUAGCAAAUAUAUCCUUUUUGAACAUAUUCCUAAGUCUCUUAUAUGUAAAGGAGGUUAGGCCACUAUAAUGCACAUUUAACACAAAAUUACUAAUGAGGAUAAAAUUAUAAAGUUCUUAAGUGAUGAUUAAAAAAGUUAAUACUUAUAUAUAGCCAGAGAAGCAGUCAUUUUAGAAUAAUUGAAACAUAAAAAUAUUGUUAAAUUGUAUAGUUAUAAACUAUUUCCAAAUAAAUCAGAAGCAGUCUUAGAAAUGGAAUAUUUAAAGGGAGAAACUUUAUUAGAUUUUGUUGUAGGUAAAAUAUUUUUAAUAUAUUUUAGAAAAUGGUCCAUUAAAUGAGAAAAUUGCCAGAUAUUUAUUUAAUUAGAUAUUAGAUGGAUUAGCGUAUAUGCAUAGAAAUAAUGUAAUUCAUAGAGAUUUGAAAUUGGAAAAUAUACUUUUUACAGAUAAUACUAAAUUUUAAGUAAUUAUUUAAAUUUUAAAGUAGAUUAAAAUUAUUGACUUUGGUUUAGCAUAUUUAUCAGGUACUGGUAUACCAUUUGAUGAACCCUUGAAUGUUGGAACAGUUCAAUACAUAUCCCCUGAGAUAUUAUCAGGAAAAUUAAAGAAAAUAAACUUUUGUUAGGAUAUUUGGGCAUUAGGAAUUCUAUUAUUUUAUUUAAUAUUUGGACAGUAUCCUUUUAAUGGAAAAAAUAAUGCCGAAAUAUUUAUUAGUAUAAGUGAAGGAAAAUAUAGGUUUCCUAGAUAAGUAAGUUUUGAAUUAGUAACUUUGAUCAGAGAGCUUUUAAAUCCUAAUCAUAAAAGUAGAAUAAAAUUAUAAGACAUUUAAAAGAAUAAGUGGGUUUAAGGAUUAGUAUAAGAGAAUCUAUAAUUGAGUAUUCCAUUUUCAGAUUUAGAAACAACUUUAAAAGAGCAAUACAAUAAUGAAGUUUCGAACAAAGAAUAAUAAAAUGAUUGCUAGAAUUAAUCAAAAAGAUAAGAAUAAGAUUUAAUUUUAGAAUAGAUUUGUACAUAGAAAAUGUAAAAAUAAUGA
Paramecium sonneborni is the source of this 1297-nucleotide messenger RNA. The record is from the annotation of a GenBank genome assembly. Lineage: Eukaryota; Ciliophora; Oligohymenophorea; Peniculida; Parameciidae.